This is a messenger RNA of Paramormyrops kingsleyae, 4423 nucleotides long. Its product is annotated as glutamate receptor 4-like. Gene Ontology annotation, molecular function: ligand-gated monoatomic ion channel activity; signaling receptor activity. Gene Ontology annotation, cellular component: membrane. NCBI's taxonomy places the organism in Eukaryota, Metazoa, Chordata, Actinopteri, Osteoglossiformes, Mormyridae. Gene Ontology annotation, biological process: monoatomic ion transport. The record is from RefSeq and is a predicted model, not a curated record.
GCACGUCUCCUCAUCCACUCCGCCGCUAGACUCACAGCUGGCGAGACUGCCCGACAGAGUCGCACCGGUGGCCGCGGACACUGCGGGAAAAGCAGUCGGGAUGGAUUACUAGCGGUCGGUGUCUGCUUCUUUCCGCGUGUGACAUCGUCCUCAAUGUCUCUCAACAUUUUUUAACAAAACGAAAGAUGAAAAUUACUUGGAAACAGCUUCCCUUGGUAUUUUCCGUUUUUUGGGGGAUAACUAUGGGCGCCUUUCCGAGCAGCGUUCAGAUCGGCGGGCUUUUCAUCAGAAACACGGACCAGGAAUACACCGCAUUUCGCCUAGCCAUAUUCCUGCACAACACCAGCCCAAAUGCGUCGGAAGCACCUUUUAACCUGGUUCCUCAUGUGGACAACAUCGAGACUGCCAACAGCUUCGCCGUGACCAAUGCCUUCUGCUCGCAGUACUCCCGGGGUGUCUUCGCCAUCUUCGGCCUGUAUGAUAAGCGCUCCGUGCACACGCUCACCUCUUUCUGCAGUGCCCUGCACAUCUCACUGAUCACACCCAGCUUCCCCACCGAGGGCGAGAGCCAGUUUGCUCUACAGUUACGGCCGUCCAUCCGGGGGGCGCUGCUGAGCCUGCUAGACCACUAUGACUGGAACCGCUUCGUCUUCCUCUACGACACUGACAGAGGAUAUGCCAUUUUGCAGGCAAUUAUGGAGAAGGCGGGGCAGAACAACUGGCAGGUUAGCGCAAUCUGCGUAGAGAGCUUCAACGAUGCCAGCUACCGGCGCCUCCUCGAAGACCUCGACCGCCGCCAGGAGAAGAAGUUCGUUAUUGACCUUGAGCCCGAGAGACUGCAGAACCUUUUAGAACAGAUUGUCAGUGUUGGAAAGCAUGUGAAAGGCUACCAUUACAUCAUGGCGAACCUGGGCUUCAAGGACAUCUCCUUGGAGCGAUUUAUGCAUGGUGGGGCCAAUGUAACAGGUUUCCAGCUGGUUGACUUCAGUACACCCAUGGUGCUUAAGCUUAUGCAGCGCUGGAACAAGCUGGACCAGAGAGAAUACCCUGGAUCCGACAGUCCGCCAAAGUACACGUCAGCACUGGCCUAUGAUGGCGUAAUGGUGAUGGCGGAGGCUUUUCGGAGCCUGCGGCGGCAGAAGGUGGAUCUUUCGCGCAGGGGCAAUGCGGGUGACUGCUUGGCCAACCCGGCAGCACCGUGGAAUCAGGGAUUAGACAUGGAGCGCACCCUGAAGCAGGUUCGACUCCAAGGACUGACAGGAAAUGUCCAAUUUGACCAUUACGGACGAAGGAUCAACUACACAAUGGACGUGUUUGAGCUGAAAAGCAAUGGCCCCAGAAGGAUCGGCUACUGGAAUGAUGCUGACAAGCUGGUUCUGAUCCAGAAUGAAGCCUUACUUCCAAAUGAGACAUCUGGUCUGGAGAACAGGACCGUCAUCGUCACCACCAUCAUGGAGGGCCCAUACGUGAUGCUGAAGAAGAACUGGGAGAUGUUUGAGGGCAAUGACCAGUAUGAAGGAUACUGUGUGGACCUCGCCUCUGAGAUUGCCAAGCACAUCGGUAUCAAGUACAAGAUCGCAAUUGUGCCGGACGGGAAAUACGGGGCUCGGGACCCUGAGACAAAGAUCUGGAAUGGCAUGGUCGGGGAACUGGUGUAUGGGAAAGCAGAGAUUGCUGUGGCCCCCUUGACCAUCACCCUGGUGAGGGAGGAGGUCAUCGACUUCUCCAAACCCUUCAUGAGUCUGGGCAUCUCCAUCAUGAUCAAGAAGCCACAGAAGUCCAAGCCGGGUGUGUUCUCCUUCCUGGACCCACUAGCCUAUGAGAUCUGGAUGUGCAUCGUCUUCGCCUACAUCGGUGUCAGCGUGGUGCUGUUCCUGGUUAGCCGCUUCAGCCCCUAUGAGUGGCACACGGAGGAGCCUGAGGAUGGUGCAGAUGGACUACCCAGUGACCAGCCGCCAAAUGAGUUUGGCAUCUUCAACAGCCUCUGGUUCUCCCUGGGGGCCUUCAUGCAACAGGGCUGUGACAUUUCGCCCAGGUCCCUCUCUGGCCGCAUCGUGGGUGGGGUCUGGUGGUUCUUCACCCUCAUCAUCAUCUCUUCCUACACCGCCAACCUAGCUGCCUUCCUCACAGUCGAGAGGAUGGUGUCCCCCAUAGAAAGUGCGGAGGAUCUGGCCAAGCAGACAGACAUUGCUUACGGGACGCUGGACUCAGGGUCCACAAAAGAAUUCUUCAGGAGAUCAAAGAUUGCUGUAUAUGAGAAGAUGUGGAGCUACAUGAAGUCCGCGGAGCCCACGGUGUUUACCAAGACGACAGCGGAGGGCGUGGCCCGUGUGCGCAAGUCCAAAGGGAAGUACGCCUUCCUGCUGGAGUCCACCAUGAACGAGUAUACAGAGCAGCGCAAGCCCUGCGACACCAUGAAGGUCGGGGGCAACCUGGACUCCAAGGGCUACGGCGUGGCCACGCCCAAGGGCUCACAGUUAAGAAGUGCUGUUAACCUCGCAGUAUUAAAACUGAACGAACAAGGACUGUUGGACAAAUUGAAAAACAAAUGGUGGUACGACAAGGGCGAGUGUGGCAGCGGCGGAGGCGGUGAGAAGGACAAGAGCUCCCAGGCCCUGAGCCUGAGCAACGUGGCUGGAGUGUUCUACAUUCUGGUCGGGGGCCUGGGGCUGGCCAUGCUGGUAGCCCUCAUCGAGUUCUGCUACAAGUCCCGCAACGAGGCCAAGCGCAUGAAGCUCACUUUCACGGAGGCCAUGCGUAACAAGGCCCGACUGUCCAUCACGGGGAGUGUGGGAGAGAAUGGCCGCGUCCUGACCCCUGAUUGCCCCAAGGCCGUGCACUCGGGUCAGAGUUCCGGUUUUGCCCUAAUGUCCCCGGACCUACCGUGAAGACCAAACAUACCCUUGUGCCUUACUGUAGUGCUACGACGAGCGACCAAGCUGAGCAAAUAAAAUGACCAACUGAAAAGUAAAUAAUUACACGGACAAUUAAGAGGGAAUCAAGGUAAACUAGGCAAGUGAAGGCGGGACAUUGGGAAGAGCACCUGCACCACCGCAAAGGUAGAACCCAACAAGUGACCUCCACUUUCUUUGCGUCGCCACCGGGAUGGGCGGCACAUUGCGGGCGACAUCGUUGGUGGACGCUCGCUGGUGCCCGCCAGAUGGCCUGUAGCAGGACAGCAUCGCCCACUGGCGAUGGAAGAAGAAGGACAGAAUAAAACACAAGACCAGAAAACUGUAAACGUGAAACACAAAACUGUGCUAUUUAGCAUCCUUUGGCCAUGAAGACGUGAGCUACACCACAGUAGCCUACAGCUAGAAGGGAAGCUCAUGACAAACAGGGGAAAUCCCCCAAGUCAUGGGGUCAGUAGAAUAAUCCAUAACAGAACAAUAAUAAUAGAAGUGUUCAUGAUAAAAGUAACAGAAAUAAGGAAUAAAAUUAUACUGUGAACAUAUAUAAAUAUGUACAGUUUAUGGAAAAGAAAUUAUUUACUGUGUCCUUUGCAAAGAGAUAGAGACUGCACACCAUGCCUGCUUUUUAACUGAUGUAUAUAUAAUUCUGACCACGUAGUGAACAGAGUAUAUUUCUCUUUUGUAACCAUCUUCGGAAAACAAUUUGUUGCAAUAAUGGAUCAGAGACAGCUGCACUCUCCGUGUGACUGAACUCUUUUUAUAAAUGUAGAUACAAAGCCACCCCCCGCUCGCCACGGCCCCGGGCCGCCACGCGUCCACGCGUCCACGCCCGAAUCACUGAAACCGCGCACGCUCCCGUUUCCCCUGGCUCUGCUACACGGCUCCAUCACUGCCGCUCGCUUAUACCCCCACAAGAUCUAAGAGUAACAACAGUCUACUGCUUUUUCAUGUACCUUUAAGUUGAUAUUAUGGUUAUAUUUUUAAAACAUUAUGAACUGAGGGACAAAAAAAGCCUAUUUUUUCAUCAAAUGGACAGAAUUAAGAGCUACAUACUUAAUGCCAAUCAAAGGUAGAGGUUGGUGUCACUGGUGUCGGGGGGGCUGGGCCUAGCACAGUGCUUUGAUAUUGACUCUUAACCUGUGAACACUGUGUACCUCGUUCCUGCCUCUUCAUUGUGUCAGAAUGCUGGUCUGUUGCCAUGGUUACACUGCCUUCACAAACAGGGUUAUUCUAAUGAAGUUUCCGGUAGGAUUCUCCAGGGUCUCUGCAGGCUAAGGUGUCAGACAGAUAUCUCAGCACCAGAAUCUCCUGGGACCCAUUUCCUCUACCUUUGACCUGUUGUCAGUGAACCUCUCCUUAUCUCACAGAUUAAAAACAUGCUUAAAAAUGAGAUUUUUGGGUAAGAAGUCUGGGGUGAUUUCUCCAUUCUAUAGAAAAUUCAACAUGAUUGACUCCCUGUUUUGGCUUUAGCUGUUCAUGAUUGUUUUUAAAAUAAACAAUACAAAUGACUA